Messenger RNA from Rhododendron vialii, 2192 nucleotides. RefSeq names its product wall-associated receptor kinase-like 20. The record is from RefSeq and is a predicted model, not a curated record. The coding region runs from base 52 to 1932 and encodes 626 amino acids. The transcript has 3 exons. Gene Ontology annotation, cellular component: plasma membrane. Gene Ontology annotation, molecular function: ATP binding; protein serine/threonine kinase activity; polysaccharide binding. NCBI's taxonomy places the organism in Eukaryota, Viridiplantae, Streptophyta, Magnoliopsida, Ericales, Ericaceae. Gene Ontology annotation, biological process: cell surface receptor signaling pathway; protein phosphorylation.
UACUCCAACUUCAUUUCCCGGCCGUGUCCCAACACUCUCCCUCCUCCUCCAAUGGCACUCAUUUCCACUACGCUGCUCUUCACGGCGGCGCUGCUAAUCUCCGCAGCCGCCGCCGCCACCUGCCCCAACUGCGGCACCACCCCAGUCCCCUACCCCCUCAGCACCGGACCAAACUGCGGCGACCAAUCCUAUAAAAUCCUCUGCGACAACAACAACAACGACUACUCCCUCAAAUUCCAAACCCUAAACAACACCUACCCCAUCACCACCAUCACCCCCGAGACCCAACGCUUCGUCAUCCAGCCCUCCGCCUUCCUACCCAACGCCUGCGUCACACAGGAUCUCUCCACCCUGGGCAUCCAAAUGAACCCCUCCCUCCCCUUCAACAUCACCAGCAGCAACACCAUCCUGUACCUCAACUGCACCCCUCUCCUCCUCAGCUCCCCCCUCAACUGCUCCUCCGCCAGCCUCUGCCACGCCUACGCCAACUCCACCGGCGGCGCGUGCCGGAACGCGCCGAUCUGCUGCACGUUCCGGGCGGGGGGGUCGACGACGUCGUACAUGGUGCGGGUCAGGGACUCAGGGUGCCGGGCGUACACGAGUUUCGUUGAUUUGGACUACGGGUUGCCGGUGAACCGGUGGCCGGGGCCCGGGUUGGAGAUCCAGUGGGUGUCGCCGCCGGAGCCGGUUUGCGGAUCGCAGGCGGAUUGUGAUUCGAACUCGACGUGCGGGGCGGAUCCGAAUGGGAAUGGGGUGCGGAGGUGUUACUGUAACUCGGGUCUUUAUUGGGACCCGAUUGAUGGGUCGUGUGCUGAACGUGUGACGUGUCAGAAUCCGGACGGUUGUGGGAAUUCAACGGAUCGGACUGCGCUUAUCGCCGGUUUAACCUCGGGUCUGGGCACAGCACUCGUUGCAUCAAUAAUCGGCAUCCUACUCUACAAACGCCACCGCCGCAUCAAAGAAGCGCAAGAUCGUCUCACCAGAGAGCGCGAAGAGAUCCUCAACGCCAAUGGCGGCGGCAGGUCUGCUAAAGUCUUCUCCGGCAAGGAGAUCAAGCGAGCCACCAACAACUUCUCCCGCGACCGCCUCCUCGGCUCUGGCGGCUACGGCGAGGUCUACAAAGGAUUCCUCAAUGAUGGCACUGUGGUCGCUGUCAAGUGCGCCAAGCUCGGAAACACCAAGGGCACCGAGCAAGUCCUCAACGAGGUCCGGAUCCUCUGCCAGGUCAAUCACCGCAGCCUCGUCGGCCUCCUCGGCUGCUGCGUCGAGCUCCAACAACCGCUCCUAGUUUACGAAUAUGUCGCUCACGGAAACCUCUUCGACCACUUACAUGGCCCCAGUCGGAGUCAAAUAUUUUGGAACCACCGCCUGCGAAUCGCCCAAGCGACGGCGGAAGGGCUGGCCUACCUCCACUUCUCUGCCGUGCCGCCGAUCUACCACCGUGACGUGAAAUCGAGCAACAUUUUGCUUGAUGAGAAAUUGAACGCGAAGGUUUCAGAUUUCGGAUUAUCUCGUUUGGCUCAUACAGAUUUGAGCCACGUAUCGACGUGUGCGCAGGGUACACUAGGGUAUCUGGAUCCAGAGUACUACCGGAACUACCAAUUGACGGAUAAGAGUGAUGUUUAUAGCUUCGGAGUGGUGCUUUUGGAGCUGUUGACGUCUCAAAAGGCAAUUGAUUUCAAUAGGGAUGCAGAUGAUGUGAAUUUGGCAGUUUACGUAGGGAGAAUGGUGGAGGAAGAGAGGAUAGUGGACGCAGUUGAUCCAAUGCUGAAGGAAGGAGCGAGUGAAUUGGAGUUGGAGACAAUGAAGGCAUUAGGGUUUUUGGCCGUCGGGUGCUUGGAGGAGAGGAGACAGAAUCGGCCUUCGAUGAAGGAGGUUGUGGAGGAGAUUGAGUACAUAAUCAGUCUUGCUACGGCCAAGGUGGUGGCGUAGUCGUACGAAAGAUUGAACAACAAUGCUUCAAGAGUAAUAAUCAAAUUCUGGGUGUGGCUACGUUAUCUAUCCAUCACGCCAAUACAAUUAUUAAUAGAAAUACCACCCAAACUGUGGUAAGUGGUAGUAAUAAUAAGUACCACAGCCUUAAUAAUGAUCAAGAUUGAUUAGAUCAGUGGUGUUGUUGGCUUAAUGGGAUUAUAUAUUUAUCGGUCAAAACGAGAAACUUCAUUAAUGAUUGUAGUUGGUUUAUUUAUAUA